Messenger RNA from Exaiptasia diaphana, 3621 nucleotides. Its product is annotated as rab3 GTPase-activating protein catalytic subunit. The record is from RefSeq and is a predicted model, not a curated record. The transcript is spliced from 26 exons. Gene Ontology annotation, molecular function: GTPase activator activity. NCBI's taxonomy places the organism in Eukaryota, Metazoa, Cnidaria, Anthozoa, Actiniaria, Aiptasiidae. Bases 1 to 3285 code for a protein of 1094 amino acids. Gene Ontology annotation, biological process: positive regulation of GTPase activity.
AUGCCGUUAAACGCAUUGAAAGAUUAUCAAAAGAGAGAAUCUCGAAUGGCUCGAAGAUUUGCAGUCAUCACUGCUAUGAUGUCAUUGGCUCGCCGCACAAGAAAUCACGGCGCAUGUCCAGUGUGCUCAUCCAAAAUGGCGGACGUAGAAGAUGAGGAGUCAGAAGUUUUCGAAAUAACAGACUUUACAACUUCAUCAGAGUGGGAAAGAUUCAUUGCAAGGUUAGAAGAGGUCAUUCAUGAAUGGAAGCUAGAUGAUGGCGCUUCAAGACAUCAGUACAAAGGUUUUCAGGUAUCUUCAAGUAAAGACUCCCAAAAAACAAAAUUAAACCCUUUACCUGUGAAGAAGGCUGAUAAUGAAAGAGAAGGAAUAUGGGCAUUUAUUCAAGAACAAGUCUGCUUUGCAAAUUUUACUUUUAACAUAUCAUAUCAUUACUUAAAACGAAAGAGAAAAGAAAAUCUUCCAUCCAAAAAUAUAACACAAGUGCAAGAAGGAAUUCCGUCUGCUGUGAUGGAUAUGUUUGACAUGGACUUUGACUUCCCCCCAAGAGUACAUUGUCUCAGCAGAUGGUAUGGGCUAAAGGAGUUUAUAGUUCUGUCACCCGCUCAAAACAUAGAAUCUAUUGACAGUGAAUCAAGAUGUCAUCUGUUGUUGAGCUCUAUAGCAAUUGCAUUUACCAAUGCAAAAUGCACAAUACCAAUGUUUAUUCAAGCUCAUCAGAGAUGGAGGCGACUUUAUUAUGGUGUUUGYCUUGGUGGAGAGUUUCGCACCUUGUUUGAAAUGUGCCAUCUUAAGAAUACCCCACCACAGUAUAAUCAUUUAUCUGGUCUUCUUGAGGUCUUUAAGGAUAAAUUAGCAUGUCCAGUAUCUCCCUGUCCACCAGUUACAGUAUCAAUACGCUUUACUUAYAUCUUGAAUGAAUGGACUGAUUACGCUUGGCCUCAAGAGCCCCCAGACAUUGAUGCAUUAUUAAAUGUUAACAAGUUUGAAGGUGAAGAUAUAGUACAAUUAGGAAGUUUACCUUUUGGAGCUAGUCAGGAUCCUAUCAGUGAGCUCCACCUAUCAACAACAUGGCCAUGUCUUUCAGAAGAAGUAGUUGUCGAUAAUGCAGUUUAUUCAGAUCUAGACCCAUUACAGGCUCCUGAAUGGUGUGUCAGGGUUAGAAUGUGUGAAAACCCUAACUGUUUAUUAGGUGAAUAUUUUGGUGGUUUUAUGGAAUUAUGCUACAGAGAAGAAUCAACAAUGCAGUUAUUAAGGAAUAAUUUAGAUGAAGAUGAAGAUAAUGCUGAUAUUACACAAGCUUUACAAAGACUAACAGAUCCUGGUCAUAGGAGCCCUGUGUCAUCCUUGUCUUCAGCAGUUUCCAAAGCAACUAAAAUCUCAAUUCUUGGUGAAGGUUCUUCACAAGAGUUCCCAAUAGAGCAGGAGCUUUUAACAUGUGUCUUAAGAUAUCUUUUCCCUGAUGCUGAGGAAGAUGCUGAAUCAAUUGAAGCAAAGCAACAAGAAGUCCAUGAAUCAAGACAGACUGAUUAUGACAGCUUUAAGGAACUGCAGGACAAACUAAGAGGGUUAAAAUCUUCAYCUGAAGAUAGUCUUACUUUUGUCUUAGCAAUAUGUACUUGCAUUGUAUAUAAUAAUCAUGGAGGACUUAGAGCUGUUGCACAUCUAUGGCAUGAGUUUGUUCUUGAAAUGAGAUAUCGAUGGGAAAAUGAUAUAUUUAUACCUAGGUUAAAAUUAGAGUCUCCAAAUCAUGGAUGUUGCUUAAUUCAUCAAAAGCUACAGAUGCUUAAUUGUUGCAUAGAAAGACGGCGUAUAUCCAAACUAAGGGCAUCAAAACUUGAYAUUAAUGAAAAAAGGACUGAAAGUAGUAGCUCUGAAGARGAGUUCUUUGAAGCAUUAGAAGACCUGGAGUCAUCUAGUAGAUCAAGUCAUAGUCCUUCUAAAGAGUCUGUGAAAGAAAGUCAGUCAAUUGAUGGUAGACUCAAUCAGUUUGGUGAUCUGUUAUUACUAGCUACUGGUGAACCAUUAUAUAUCCCUAUUACACAGGAACCAGCACCCAUGACAGAAGACAUGCUUCAGGAACAUGCAGAGGUUCUCACUCAGCUGGGUACAACACAAGAAGGUGCCCGUGUUAGGGCACAGAUGCAAAGUGCAUCAUUACUAUCAGACAUGGAAGCGUUUAAAGCUGCAAAYCCUGGUUGUUUACUGGAAGAUUUUGUCCGCUGGUAUUCACCCAAUGACUGGAUUCCAGGAAAAGAAACUCAUGAAGAAGCGGAAGAACUGGAAAGUAUAAAGCAACGUAGAAACCAAGAAGUUACUGACAAAGUUUGCAUUGAAGAUGAAGACGRUACCAGUYUUGGCUGGGAUGACGAAGAUGAAGUAACUGAAGAAGAAAUUACAGAGGUGGAGAAGUCUGCUGCAGUUGRACUGAUGCAUGAAGCUAAAGCUGGUCACGUACCAGAACUUGCUACAAAGAAAUGGACUGAAGAAGGUCAUUUGAGUCUKAGAAUGCGUAUCCCUGGUAACAUAUGGGCUGAGGUUUGGCACAGUGCAAAAGCUGUACCAAUACGGCGACAAAAACGACUCUUUGAUGAAACUAAAGAAGCUGAAAAGGUUCUUCAUUUCCUGGCAUCUCUGAAACCAGCUCAAGUAGCUUUCUAUCUCUUUCCUGUUUUAUUUCACGCUGCUUUACUGAAAAUAGAGGAAGCUGGUGGUAAAGAUAUUCCAGCUGUUGCAUCGUUACUGGAACAGGUGACCAGGAAGGCCAGGCAGCUACAUUGGAAUAUGCCUGACGAUCUUCCACAGUGUGAGGAACUCGUGAAACAAGUGAAACUUGCAGAACUUGCUAUCGCUCGAGCGGAUUCUCUUCGUUUCAAAUUCCAAGAAGCCAUYCAGUCCCAGAAGCACUCUGUACAAAAGGUCGGCGGAGAGAAAAAUCUUGAUGAGUUUUUAGAAUCUUUGAUGGAAAAACCUGAGGUGAAUGUCAUUGGUGCAGGACGAGGACCGGCUGGGAGAGUAAUUCAUAAAUUAUUUGCUAAGCAAGAGAGUGCAAGAAUGGAGCAGCCUAUUCUAGAGAGAGAUGUCAACAAACAACAAGUUUCCCCCGGAACAACUCCAGUGCAGCAGGACUUUCCUAUCCCAGCUGGACGUGAAUACAUUCUACGRACCACUCUACCUCGUCCCGCGCGGUCAUCACGGGCGUGUCCGCAGCGAAUGUAYUGCGUAUUGGCCGGGGAUGAGUUUCGACUUGCUGGUGCAUUUACAGAUGACGUAACGUUCCAAUAACAGUAUUAUUGUCGUCGUAAAUACACAAAUAAGACUUCGCUCACAGGCCAGAUAGCAGUAUGCACAUUGUCAACAGAAUCAGACAAUUCUAUUCAUAACCURGAAAUACCAUGCACAUGGACUUAAACAGUUGAAUUUUAAUUUAUUCCAUGAUCAGAGAGAAAUUUUAUGCUGAGGCUUUGUCAUAUUCUCCACUGAGAAAUUAAUCGUCAAAUUUACAGGAUAAAUUGACAAAUGGAAGAGUUUAUAGUAUGCAUUGAAUGAUAGAAAGUUAAAUUAUAUUUUAAGUACAAAGUAUUUAUGAAGAUAUUUUAAAUAAAUGUCUUAUAGAGUUGA